CCUUUAAAAGCUUGCGCAUGCUCUGCUCAGUCCUCUCUACUGUAUGCUAUACUACCUAAAACCCUAAGGACGACGCCAUUUUCAUCACUCACCACACUUCAUCAUCAUUAACUUAUCCGACGCAAGGCGGCAACGAGCCACCACAAUUCGCCGCCGGCGUCUCAGCUCCAUCAUCAUCAUCAUUAUUGACAAUAAAAGAUUCAGUAGCUCUGUUUUUUUUUUUUUUUUUUAAAUCAAGAUUGAAUCUCAAAUUUCUAGGACUCAGUUCCGAUGGAAGCUGCCAAUCCAAUGGACUCACUGGUGUCUAUUGCCGCGUCGAUCUCUACGCCAUCCACUAAACGGCGAAUCCAAAUCUUCAGCAAUGAAAUUCCAUUCCUUCUUACUAACAUUCCUAGUUAUUCAGAUUUGACCACUGAUUUUACAUCCCUCUUGGUAGAAACAAUAUUUAGAACAUUGUCCGUUUAUGAUGAUCGGGGGUCGAGAAAAGCUGUGGAUAAUCUGAUUGUAAAAGUUUUAAAUGAAGUUGCAUUUAUGAAAAUUUUUGCGGCAACACUAGUGCAGACAAUGGAAAAGCAGUCAAAAUUCCAGUCACAUGUGGUCUGCUAUAGACUUAUCAAGUGGUCUUGCCUUCUCUUAACAGAAAGUCAGUUUACCUCAGUAUCAAAGAAUGCACUACACAGAGUAGCUCAAGCGCAGGCAUCAGUAUUUCAUAUUGCUAUGCAGGGAUCAUUUCGUGUAAAAAGGGCAUCCAAGCAAUUACUUUUGCAUUUAUUCUCUAAGUCACCAGACAUUUAUUCAACCUACAUGGAGGAACUAAAAAAUUCAAGGAUCUCUUAUAAAGAAUGUCCUGAAUUUCUAUUGGUGAUUUUGGAGCAUUCAAGUGCAAAUUUGGUUCUAUUUGAUCACUGGAGGGAAACUUUUCUUGAUAUGUAUGUUAAGGCUGUUCUAAAUGCAAAGGAGAAGCCAGUGAAGGGCCUUAUUGAAGCAUUUCUUCCUUUGUUCCCAAAGUUGUCCCAUGAAGAUUUUAAGAAUGUUGUCAUCCCCACAUCAGUUAAAAUGCUGAAGCGGAAUCCUGAGCUUGUUUUGGAGUCGGUUGGGGUUCUUUUGCAAUCGACCAACCUUGAUUUAAGCAAGUAUGCAACUGAAAUCCUUCAAGUGGUUUUGAUUCAAGCUAGACAUGCAGAUGAAGCAAGAAGGCUUGCUGCCUUAGCCAUAAUAACAUGCUUGAGCCAGAAAUCCAGUAGUCCAGAUGCUGUAGAGGCAAUGUUUACUAUUGUGCGAUCUGUAAUUGGAGGUUCUGAAGGGAGAUUAACAUUUCCAUAUCAGAGAGUUGGCAUGAUUAAUGCAUUACAAGAAUUGUCAAAUGCUCCUGAAGGAAAAUAUCUCAGCAGCUUGACACCAACUAUAUGUAGUUUCCUUUUGUCUUGUUACAAGGAUGAUGGGAAUGAAGAGGUUAAGCUGGCUUGUUUAUCUUCUUUAGCUUAUUGGGCUGCAAGAUCUGCAGUUGCUAUUCAGCAAGAUGUAGUUUCAUUUAUUGCUUCUGGGCUCAAGGAGAAAGAAGCACUAAGGAGGGGUUUUCUUCGUUGUUUGCGAGUUAUAUGGAAAAACAAUGAUGCAGUUAUUCAGAUGUCAUCCUUGCUGGUGCCUCUUAUCCAACUAGUCAAAACUGGUUUUACAAAAGCAGCUCAACGUUUGGAUGGCAUUUAUGCAUUGCUAUUAAUGGCAAAAAUUGUUUCUCUUGAUGUUAAAGCAGAUGAGAUGGUAACCAAGGAAAAGAUUUGGUCUUUGAUAGCACAGAAUGAACCUUCUAUUGUGCCACUUUCUCUGGCAGCAAAAGUAUCACUUGAUGACUGUAUGGCUUGUCUUGACCUUUUUGAGGUGCUGCUUGUUGAUCAUCCUCAUAGAGUAUUGGAGAACUUUUCUGUCAGUGCAUUAUUGCAGUUUCUGCUGUUUUCGCUGUGUCAUCCAAAUUGGGACUUUCGGAAAGCAGCUUAUGAUUCAACGAAGAAAAUCCUUGCUGCUGCUCCACAAUUAUCUGAACCAAUUUUGCUUGAAUUUUCAAAUUAUCUCUCAGUUGUUGGAGAAAAGGUGCUUCUUCUGAAAAUGAGUGACUCUGAAAAUUUGUUGGAUCCUCAAGUGCCCUUCAUCCCGCCUGUGGAGCUUUUGGUGAAGGCUUUGCUUGUAAUUGGAUCUUCCGUUUUGGCAGCUUCCAAAUGUAUUUCUGUCGAACUACUCUGCUGCUCACAUCAUCCAUUCCUUAUUGGCACAUCGAAAAAAAAUAUAGUCUGGAAGAGGCUGCAGAAAUUUUUGCAGCUGCAUGGUUUUGAUGUCAUUGAACUUGUUGCGGCCAAUGUGGUUAAUUUGUGCAAGGGUUUGUUAGGUUCAAGGGGAUUGAUGAGUCCUUGUCAUCUUCAACAAGAUGCGGCUGUGUACUCAUUAUCAACUUUAAUGUCUAUAAUACCUGGACAUGCUUAUGCCGAGUUUGAAAAGUACUUAAAGAGUCUCCCAGAUCGUUAUGCACAUGAUACUCUUACAGAAAAAGAUAUCCAGAUCUUUCAUACUCCUGAAGGUAUGCUUUCCACAGAGCAAGGUGUUUAUGUAGCAGAAUCUGUUGCUUCCAGGAAUAUAAGACAGGCAAAAGGUCGUUUUCGAGUUUACGAGAAUGAUGAUAACUUGGGUGAGGUCAAAUCUAAUCAUUCUGCAAGAAGGGAGUCUUCUAACAAAGAUCUUGUUGGGAAAAAGGAUACUGGCAAAUCACUGAAGAAACCAGACAAGGCAAAGACUGCAAAGGAAGAGGCACGCGAUUUGCAGCUCAGGGAGGAGGCAUCUGUACGUGAAAGGGUGAUGCUUAUACAAAAGAAUCUUUCAUUGAUGUUGAGGGCUAUGGGUGAGAUGGCUGUUGCUAAUCCUAUUUUUGCGCAUAGUCAGCUCUCUUCUUUGGUCAAGUUUGUUAACCCAUUACUCCGUUCACCGGUGGUAGGUGAAGUUGCCUAUGAGACCAUGGUGCAGCUUUCUAAAUGCUCUGCUGCUCCUUUAUGUAACUGGGCACUUGAAAUUGCAACUGCAUUACGGGUAAUUGCAACUGAAGACAUUAAUGCAGUGUGGGAUUUAAUUCCCCCUGUUGGUGAAGGGGAGCCCAGUGAAAGGCCAUCCUUGAGUCUCUUUGAGCGAGUUAGAAAUGCCUUAUCACUUUCAUGCAAAUCUGGACCUCUUCCAGUGGAUUCAUUUACUUUUGUGUUCCCAAUAAUCGAAAAGAUCCUGUCAUCUCCCAAGAGGACUGGACUACAUGAUGAUGUUCUCCAGAUAUUGUUCUUACAUAUGGAUCCUAUUCUACCCUUACCUAGGGUUCAAAUGUUAUCAGUUCUUUAUCACGUUCUUGGUGUUGUUCCUGCUUAUCAAGCUUCAGUUGGGCCAGCAUUGAAUGAGUUGUGUCUGGGUCUACAUCCACAUGAAGUUGCAUCUGCCAUGGAUGGCAUUUAUGCCAAAGAAGUUCAUGUAAGAAUGGCUUGCUUAAAUGCUGUAAAAUGCAUUCCUGCUGUCUCUAAUUGUUCCAUUCCCGAAAGUGUUGAGGUUGCAACGAGCAUCUGGCUUGCUUUGCAUGAUCCAGAAAAGUCUGUUGCAGAAGCUGCUGAGGGUAUCUGGGAUAAUUAUGGAAAAGAAUUUGGGGCUGAUUAUUCUGGGAUCUUUAAAGCACUUUCCCAUGUUAACUACAAUGUUAGAGUGGCUGCUGCAGAAGCAUUGGCUGCUGCUCUGGAUGAAAAACCUGAUACCAUACAGGAAUCGCUGUCCACUUUAUUUUCAUUGUAUAUACGUGAAGUUGGCUUUGGUGAGGACAACAUAGAUGCUGGCUGGCUUGGUAGACAAGGAAUUGCAUUGGCACUGCACUCGGUGGCAGAUGUACUUAGGACCAAAGAUCUUCCUGUUGUUAUGACAUUCCUCAUAUCACGAGCACUGGCUGACAGUAAUCCAGAUGUUCGUGGAAGAAUGAUCAAUGCUGGUAUCAUGAUUAUUGACAGGCAUGGCAGGGAUAAUGUGUCCUUGCUCUUCCCCAUUUUUGAGAAUUACUUGAAUAAAAAGGCAUCAGACGAAGAAAAGUAUGACCUGGUCCGUGAAGGUGUGGUUAUAUUUACCGGAGCUUUGGCUAAGCAUUUGGAAAAGGAUGAUCCUAAGGUUCAUACUGUUGUAGAAAAGCUGUUGGAUGUGUUAAACACACCUUCUGAAGCUGUUCAGCGGGCAGUUUCAAGCUGCCUGUCUCCGCUGAUGCAAUCAAAGCAGGAAGAUGCACCAGCUCUAGUUUCUAGGAUUCUGGAUCAGCUGAUGAAGAGUGACAAAUAUGGGGAGCGCCGUGGAGCAGCAUUUGGCUUAGCUGGUGUAGUAAAGGGAUUUGGAAUAUCUAGUCUGAAGAAGUAUGGCAUUGUGACAGUCUUGCGAGAAGGUCUAGCAGACAGGAACUCUGCUAAAAGCCGUGAAGGAGCAUUACUGGCAUUUGAGUGCCUUUGUGACAAGCUUGGAAGGCUCUUUGAACCGUAUGUGAUUCAAAUGUUACCGCUACUACUAGUUUCUUUCUCUGAUCAAGUUAUGGCUGUUCGAGAAGCUGCUGAGUGUGCUGCUCGUGCAAUGAUGUCUCAACUCACUGCUUAUGGAGUGAAACUUGUUCUUCCGUCUCUGUUAAAGGGACUUGAAGAUAAAGCUUGGAGAACAAAGCAAAGUAGUGUGCAGCUACUUGGAGCUAUGGCGUACUGUGCUCCACAACAACUGUCUCAGUGUCUCCCUAAGAUUGUUCCUAAAUUAACAGAGGUUCUAACAGAUACUCAUCCAAAGGUUCAGUCUGCUGGGCAGACAGCCCUUCAGCAGGUUGGAAGUGUGAUUAAGAAUCCUGAAAUAUCAGCGCUUGUUCCAACUCUGCUGAUGGGUCUCACAGAUCCAAAUGAAUAUACAAAAUACUCCCUUGAUAUUCUCCUGCAAACAACGUUUGUUAAUUCUAUUGAUGCUCCUUCACUUGCUUUGCUGGUACCAAUUGUACAUAGAGGGCUAAGAGAAAGGAGUGCUGAAACUAAGAAAAAGGCUGCACAAAUAGUUGGUAAUAUGUGUUCACUAGUGACAGAACCAAAGGACAUGAUUCCUUAUAUAGGAUUGCUUCUUCCUGAAGUGAAAAAGGUUCUUGUGGAUCCAAUUCCGGAGGUUCGUACCGUAGCUGCCAGAGCCCUUGGUUCUCUAAUAAAGGGGAUGGGAGAAGAGAACUUUCCUGACCUGGUUUCUUGGUUGUUGGAUACCCUGAAAUCUGAUGGCAGUAACGUUGAGCGGUCUGGAGCUGCUCAAGGACUGAGCGAGAACUUUCUUCCUAAUACUUUAUUUAGUAAGAUAACAUUUCUUGCUGUCAAGAAGGAAGGGAACCGAAAAUCAGCAGUUAGGAGGCUGAUUUUAGGAAAUGCAUACUUGAGCAGUCACGAUGAUAAUUUGUCAUACGUUUUGAGAAAAUAUGUGCAUGACUUUGUGCAUGUUGAUAGUUGGCGAAUUAGGCAAAGUUCUGUUGAAUUAUUGGGUGAUCUCUUGUUUAAGGUUGCUGGAACAUCUGGAAAAGCACUUCUUGAGGGUGGUAGUGAUGAUGAAGGUGCUAGCACUGAAGCACAUGGACGAGCCAUCAUCGAGGUACUCGGUAGGGAUAAGCGUAACGAAGUUCUUGCUGCUCUAUAUAUGGUUCGAACCGAUGUCAGCAUUACAGUCCGUCAGGCUGCAUUGCAUGUUUGGAAGACUAUAGUUGCAAAUACUCCAAAAACCCUGAAGGAAAUAAUGCCAGUUCUGAUGAAUACUUUAAUUUGUUCUCUUGCUUCAUCAUCCUCUGAAAGAAGACAGGUUGCCGGACGAUCGUUGGGUGAGCUUGUUAGGAAGCUUGGGGAAAGAGUGCUUCCUUUAAUCAUCCCUAUUCUAUCUCAGGGGCUAAAUGACCCUGAUCCUAGUAGGAGACAGGGUGUCUGCAUUGGUCUGAGUGAGGUCAUGGCCAGUGCCGGCAAGAGCCAGCUACUUAGUUUCAUGGAUGAACUUAUCCCUACUAUCCGGACGGCCCUUUGUGACAGUAUGCCUGAGGUUCGUGAGUCCGCUGGUUUAGCUUUUAGCACGCUCUAUAAGAGCGCUGGAAUGCAAGCAAUUGAUGAGAUCGUCCCUACUCUACUUCGUGCUCUUGAGGACGAUCAAACCUCUGAUACUGCACUUGAUGGACUGAAACAAAUUUUGAGUGUUAGAACCACGGCUGUGCUUCCUCAUAUCCUUCCUAAGCUUGUCCAUCCUCCACUUACUGCCUUCAAUGCACAUGCUUUGGGAGCUUUAGCAGAUGUUGCCGGUCCUGGUCUUGACUUUCACCUAAGUACAAUUCUUCCUCCUUUACUUGCUGCAAUGGCUGAUACCAACGAGGAUGUUCGCAAUUUGGCUAAGCAGGCUGCUGAAACUGUUGUAUUGGUUAUUGAUGAGGAAGGCAUAGAAUCUCUGAUAUCUGAGCUUGUAAAAGGAGUUGGGGACAGCCAGGCUUCAAUUAGACGAUGUUCAUCAUAUCUAAUAGGCUACAUGUUCAAAAAUAGCAAAUUAUACUUGGUUGAUGAAGCUCCAAAUAUGAUAUCCACCCUCAUUAUUUUGCUAAGUGACACAGAUUCCCAGACUGUUAUGGUUGCUUGGGAAGCUUUGUCAAAAGUAGUAAGUUCCAUACCUAAAGAGGUUCUUCCUUCAUACAUAAAGUUAGUCCGUGAUGCUGUAUCUACCUCUAGGGAUAAAGAACGUAGAAAGAAGAAGGGAGGUACUGUUGUUAUACCUGGACUUUGUCUCCCAAAAGCUCUUCAGCCAUUGCUACCAGUCUUUCUUCAGGGUCUUAUAAGUGGAUCAGCUGAACUAAGAGAACAAGCUGCUUUGGGUCUCGGGGAAUUAAUCGAAGUUACAAGCGAACAAACUCUGAAGGAGUUUGUAAUCCCAAUCACUGGGCCUCUGAUUCGUAUAAUAGGUGAUCGAUUCCCUUGGCAAGUAAAGAGUGCUAUUCUUUCGACUCUUAGCAUCAUAAUACGGAAAGGUGGGAUGGCAUUAAAACCUUUCCUACCUCAGCUUCAAACGACUUUUAUCAAGUGUCUGCAGGACAAUACAAGGACUGUCCGUUCAGGUGCUGCCCUUGCUCUUGGGAAGCUCAGUGCACUUAGCCCUCGAGUUGACCCCUUAGUGGGUGAUCUCUUAUCUGGUUUGCAGACAUCAGAUGUUGGAGUUCGCGAGGCAAUUUUGACAGCUCUGAAAGGUGUGGUCAAACAUGCUGGUCAAAGCGUGGGAAUUGCUGCUAGAACACGCAUCUAUACGAUUUUGAAGGAUUUAAUUUACAAUGAUGAUGAUCAGAUACGAAGCUCUUCUGCUAGCAUAUUUGGCAUUAUUUCUCAGUACUUGGAAGAUGAUCAAAUUUCUGAAGUGCUGAAGGAACUCCCAACUUCAGCAUCAUCUCCAAGCUGGUUUACAAGGCACGGAUCGGUUCUUACCUUGUCUGCCUUGUUAAGGCAUAACCCCACCAUUGUUUGUGCCUCUCCAUCAUUCCCAAUGGUUGUGAAUUCUCUGAUGAGUAACUUGAAAGAUGAAAAGUUUCCUGUUCGUGAAACAUCAACAAGAGCACUGGGAAAGCUUUUGCUUCAUCAAAUCCGGAGCGAUCCUUCUAAUAGCUCUGCUCAUUUGGAAACUCUAUCCUCUAUCAUAUUGGCAAUGCAAGAUGACUCGAGUGAAGUUAGAAGACGCUCCUUAUGUUCGUUGAAAGCCGUUGCCAAAGCUAAUCCAGCUGCACUUAUGAUUCAUGCUGCAACAUAUGGCCCGGUGCUUGCUGAGUGUUUGAGGGAUGGCAAUACUCCAGUGAGACUGGCUGCAGAGAGAUGUGCACUGCACGCUUUCCAGUUGGCAAGGGGUGCAGAAAAUAUUCAAGCUGCACAGAAGUUUAUCACUGGCUUGGAUGCUAGACGGAUAUCAAAGCUUUCUGAAAACAGCGACGAAAGUGACAACAGUGAAGAUGAAAUGGGAAGCGGAUCAUAAUUGAUGCUCUGCUGAGUUGCUGUUUCAAGAGAACAAAACCCUUCAUUUUGGAGCCUGGGACUUUCAUGGCAGUUUUUUGUAGCUAGAGGAACGUAUGCACAUAGACAUGCCACAAAAGAGGUUCUUAUAUAUGAAGAAUUUUCAUUGCUAGGUCAUCCAUCCAUCUUGUAAUUGUUUAUAUGAUGAGAUUUUUUUUUUUUAUUUUAAACUCUCGAGACCUCAAAAUUUUGUAGAACAUGGUAAAAUAGUGAAUGGCUCAAGAUGACUGUCAUUUUUAAAUUGGUUAGUAGUAAGUGUUGGAUGUAUGUGGUGGUGUAAUACCCGAGUGGAAUUGAAGAGCCAGACUAGCCUGAAUGUGUAAGAUUAGGAGGUAUUUUGUAUUUUAUAUGUGAAUGUACAGAGGAGCAAUACCAACUGGAUACAUGGUGUCAUUUAUUCUGAAAGAAUUCGGGACUGAAGGUAUCAGAGCAAUGGUUCACCGCAUCUGACAUUAUAUCUGACUGAUUCAUAAGAAAAAUUUUGUUAUGCUUGCUUUGUUCAGUAU
Molecule: messenger RNA, 8581 nt
Organism: Coffea arabica (coffee)
Lineage: Eukaryota; Viridiplantae; Streptophyta; Magnoliopsida; Gentianales; Rubiaceae
Source: RefSeq, a predicted model, not a curated record